UGUGACCGGUCGCGCUCCAUAGAGAUAGACGCUUUUCUUGUCUGCUCUACUUGAAGGGGGUAAAAGGCAUUGCUCGAUCGCACGAGACUUUAAAAGUCUCCCAAACUUUCAAUCCAGACUUAGUCACGACACGCGAUCCUCAACUGGCGGAGCUCUAUUGUCUAGAUUUCUUUGCAAGUAAAGAUUUACUUGCAGUUUUCAAGUCGCACACAAUUCCCCAUCAAAGUUUCUGGUUGAAGUUGUGAAGUUUCUCAGGAUUGCAGUAAAAAAAAAAAUUAAAAAAAAGCGGAGUGGAUCGUGGAUCGGUCAGUUGCCCAUAUAUUGAAUCCGUAUUUGUUCCAGGACAUUUCUGCUGGCUCUGACAAAGGGAGAAGAUUUUGCUGAAUACUGCAGGAUAAUUCUGUGAAAAUGGAUUUCUUCAGGUCUUUUGCAGGACUUGCAUCUAUUCUUACGGCUUUCAUGGGACCAACAACUCCUCCAAGCUCCGAAGUAUGUUUCGGCAAAGUUGGUUGCUUCUCAAACAUCCUACCCUGCCACUCCUUCGAAAUGUCCCGCCCCGAGGACAUCAACACCCGAUUCUUUCUCUUCACUCGUCUCAACCGUGACAAGGCUCAGGAGAUCACGUGGAGAGAUGUAAUAACCAUCGAAGAGUCGCAAUUCAAUGGGACCCGCCCCACCAAGUUUGUCAUCCAUGGUUGGAUCGAGAAUACGCGUAAAUCUUCCUUUAUUAAGAUGAAGAACACCCUUCUAGAUAAUGAGGACGUCAACGUAAUCAUGGUUGACUGGCGUGGUGGGUCUUUGGAUAUCUAUGAGAAUAGUGUACAGAACAUUCGUGUGGUCGGCAGGGAGAUUGCCAUCUUGGCUCGUAAGCUGGACCGUCUUUUCAAUGCACCUCUUUCCAGUAUGCAUGCCAUCGGUCAUAGUCUUGGUGCCCACACGGCUGGAUAUGCAGGGUCGGAGUUGUCAGGUUUUGGACGUAUUACUGCCAUGGAUCCAGCUGGUCCUUACUUCCGCGGCCCACAGCUUCAUCCAGACUGCAGAUUGGACAGAACAGACGCCCUCUUCGUCGAUGUCAUCCAUACUGACGGCACAAACACCUCUUCCUUUAUCAUGGGGAUGAACGGUCUAGGUCUACAAGAACAGAUUGGACACCAGGACUUCUACCCUAACGGAGGCAAACACAUGCCUGGAUGUCUUCCACUAACCCAUUGUUCCCAUUACCGUGCCGUCUACUACUUCACCCAGAGUAUUUCUACCUGUUCCUACCAGGCAACCCACCGUUGUGAUUCCUGGGAUCUCAUUGCGAACGUCAAAUCACGCUGUCCAGCCUAUCCUGCGCGAAAGAAGGGAAAGAUCUCCAAACCUCGCAUGGGAUAUUACGCUGACAGUUCCCACGGUGAGGGCGCGUUCUAUCUCAGGACCGGAGGUUCUUUUCCAUACUGUUAGAUAAGAUGCAUCUCAUCAGAACUCAAUGGACUUCCUGUAUGGCCGAUGUGGUGAUGUUGACCAGAAUGGAGAAGGACAUAUCCGAACUUUAAACUGCUGCAUAGUGUUAGCAUUAGCAUCGU
Strongylocentrotus purpuratus (purple sea urchin) is the source of this 1568-nucleotide messenger RNA. RefSeq names its product pancreatic lipase-related protein 2. The transcript has 5 exons. Gene Ontology annotation, biological process: lipid metabolic process. Bases 409 to 1446 code for a protein of 345 amino acids. Gene Ontology annotation, molecular function: triacylglycerol lipase activity. The record is from RefSeq and is a predicted model, not a curated record. Lineage: Eukaryota; Metazoa; Echinodermata; Echinoidea; Camarodonta; Strongylocentrotidae.